CCACCACACCGACACCCACACCCACACCCCACACACCCACACCCACACCAGGACCCACACCCUCACCCAUGCCCACACCGACACCCACAUCCAGGAUGGUCUGGAGCGUGUUGAACACAACAAGGAGAAGAGUCACACCCACCACUAUAAUAAAUGAAUAGCCUUUCGCAAGGCUUAUGCUACGUUAGUUCGAAAUCUAACUUUUCUACCUUCUACAGACUUUCGAAACCUAGCGAAAUCAGUUCUUCGACUGGUAACAGACAACAAAAAUCUGCCAUUAUUGUUCCUCAAACACACAGCGUAGAACGAACGUUUGGCACUGUUGAACGCUCAAGUCAUGAGAGAAGACAAGUCACUACCAUUGUUGAUCGUUCAACAAAUAGUACACAACGAGAACUUGCGACUAUUGAAUCAUCGAGUCGCAAUGAACAAUGUGGAUCCCGCAAUCCUGGAUCCUUGGCGUGCAUUAACCGUGAAACAAAUUCAAAGCUAAGCUCCAUCAAGUGUGUGGAAUGGAUGUGGCAGUCAAAUCCAAAUGUAUUUUCCAACUCUGAACCGGCGGAGUGGAAUCAUUAUUCGGAUGUCGAAAACUUAAUUAUUGAAGGAGCAUAUUCUAAUGGAGAGUCCAAGGCAGUCUUGGAUGAGUAUUAUAUUGAUUUUAAAGCAAAUUUGCAAAUAUCAAAUACAGAUGAAUAUAAACAAAGACCUGUUAAAAGAUUAGUACGUAAAAGAGAAGACAAACAUUUACGCGAACAGCGUUUUGUAGAUCUCCCUGUCAGUACAGGUAGAUCAUUUAGUGAUGCAUAUGGUUGGGUACCACCAUUUGUUAUUGAAGCUAGAAAAUAUUUAAAACUUGAAGUAAAAGAUUUACCAUCGAGAAAUCCUAAAGUAAUUCCAAUGUUGAUUGACAAAGCUGCUGACGGUAUUAUACAGGAAAGCAAACACAUUGGAAAAGAUAACGAAGGUAAAGAAUUAGCCAAUAUGCUUAAAGAACAGAAAAAUCAAGGAAUUCAAGAAGUAUGGAAAUGUUGUGCUUUUAUUUAUUCAUUGGAAAGUUUUCUUUAUAAAACACUAAAUGCAGCAAUGCGACUAGUUGGGGACGAAUAUCACGAUUAUGUAUGGAGAAGUAAAGUUCACACAUUAGGACCAUUCUGCUUAUUUCUGUGGGAUGAUCCAUAUAAUUCAAAAUUAACAACGAACAAGACACUUUAUCGAGGAGCAAAUUUAAACGAUGAACAAAUCGCUCGAUACGAAGAGAUGUCUCGAGAUCGAAGCAUUCUUGGCUCAUUUCAAGCAUUCACAUCGUCCAGUCGAAACCGCACGAAAGCGGAAGAAUUCGGGAAUACACUAUUCAUUAUGGAAAUCCUUAUUGCCUUUACUGCCGAUCUUAGUAAUAUCACUGAAUAUCCGAAUGAAGAAGAAGAACUUAUUACGCCAGGUGUUUGCUUCCAGGUUACAAAAGUGCAAUUUGAUCGAAAGAUGAAAAAAUCUUUAAUUUAUUUGAAAUUAAGACAACGAUUCUCGAGUAAGCAGAACAUUCAUCUCUAUUUUUGGGAAUCACUUUCAUAA
This is a messenger RNA of Rotaria sp. Silwood2, 1569 nucleotides long. NCBI's taxonomy places the organism in Eukaryota, Metazoa, Rotifera, Eurotatoria, Philodinida, Philodinidae. The record is from the annotation of a GenBank genome assembly.